Acanthosepion pharaonis is the source of this 462-nucleotide messenger RNA. The record is from the annotation of a GenBank genome assembly. NCBI's taxonomy places the organism in Eukaryota, Metazoa, Mollusca, Cephalopoda, Sepiida, Sepiidae.
AUGCCUUUUAUCUUUUCUCCCCUUUUGUAUGCCUGUGUCUCUCUUUCUCUCAAAUUUGUAAAAAAUGCCUGUGUCUCUUUCUCUCCCGUGUCAUGCAUGUGUAAUCUCUUUUUCUCCCCUUUGUGCAUGCCUGUGUCUCCUUUUUUUUUGUGUAUGCCUGUGUCUCUCUUUCUCUCCCCUUUGUGUAUGCCUGUGUCUCUCUUUCUCUCCCCUUUGUGUAUGCCUGUGUCUCUCUUUCUCUCCCCUUUGUGUAUGCCUGUGUCUCUCUUUCUCUCCCCUUUGUGUAUGCCUGUGUCUCUCUUUCUCUCCCCUUUGUGUAUGCCUGUGUCUCUCUAUAUUCUUUUCUACUCCAUUGUGCAUUGUGUAUCUCUCUCUCUCUCCCUCUCUCUCUUUGCUACAUCUUACUUGCUGGCUUUGAAGAAUUUAUCCAAUUCCAAUGACAGUCAAGAUGGUGUUCCAUAA